Molecule: messenger RNA, 1176 nt
Organism: Phytophthora sojae
Lineage: Eukaryota; Oomycota; Peronosporomycetes; Peronosporales; Peronosporaceae
Exons: 7
Coding region: 1-1176 (391 amino acids)
Source: RefSeq, a predicted model, not a curated record
AUGCGCCACGAAGACGACGAGGACGACGAAGUUGCGUCGGUGGCGUCCGCGGAGACCCGCGGAACGUUCAUGUCGGACGACGGCGAGUUCUAUGACGGCUACUCGAAGAACGAAGACGACGAGCAAGACGUCGACGACGCCGUGGAGGAGCUGACCGAGAAGAGAACGACGACGCGGGUUGCCGCGCUUGAAAAGCUGACGACGCAUCUGCUCCAGUAUCUGGCCCCGGAAGACAUUAGCGAAAGCUUCGUGGAUAACGUGCUUGGGUGCCUGCGCAAGCCAGGCGAAGGCGAGGCAGUAUUGGGCUCACGCAUCUUGGCGAUUUUGGCAAUUAUUUUCGGGGAGGACGAGGAGCGCUUUUUCCAGCGAUCAAAGAAUGUGCUCAAGCCUCUGGUCAAGACAGCGCGAAAUGCGAAGAUUAAAGUGGCGACUGUCCGCGCUCUGGGUCUGAUCUGCUUUGUGUGCAGCGUUGAGGUGGAGAACACCGAAGAGCUACUGGAGCUGUUUGAAACGUUUUUCAACCCGAAAAUUGUUGGCGACAUUUGCAAAGCAGCCCUCGACUCGUGGGGUCUCGUGGCGUCCAACCUCUCGGAUGAAAUGCUGGCGAGCGGCGAGUUGCUAGAAAGAUUGGUGCCAAAGUUCCUGGCCUUGCUAGACCACAAGGACGUCGACGUGCGCUCAGCCGCCGGCGAGAAUGUUGCAUUCCUUUACGAAAGCGCAGCGAGCUGUGGUGUGCCGCUGCCCUAUGGUGAGGAAAUCUUGGACCGUUUUCUUGAGAUGAGCAAGGACAGCAGCAAGAAGAACAGCAAGAAAGACCGCAAGACCCAGCGCAUUGUCUUCCGCGAUAUUCACUCGACUCUCUCUGCCGGCGAAACUCCGCACGUUUCGUUCUCAGUAAAGAGCGAGGUGCUGGAGAUCAGCUCGUGGAAAUCGGUCAAGCAGUUUGAAGCGAUGAAGGAGUGCUUGCAGACAGGGCUCCAAGAGCACAUCAAGUACAACAACAUGCUUCGCGCGAUGCUGGACUUGCCCGAGACUUUGGAGGACCGCAAAAUUGACAGGCGCGACGUCUUCGAUAAGAAAUCGGCUUCAAGGAAGCAGCGCAGCAAUGAGCUCAAGGGAGACCGUAAACGGAAGCAGCACAUGCAGGACGCAUUUUACGACGACGGCUUCUACUAG